AUGUUUCAAAAACCAGGGAAAGCCAUGAAAACGGACUUCUACGAGGCCGAAAUACUGAAGUCCCUCGACGGACAUUUUCCCAAAUCGGUCGCCCACAUCGACGAGCCUGCAAACGUGGACAGCAUGUUGAACGAAGAAGCGUCUUCGGAUUCGAACGCAGAGAAGAUGUUCACAGCGGAAAACAUUCCAGAAAUUGUGAAACUAUUCAAAGAGGCCGACACUGAUGAAAGUGGAGGCCUGGACAUGGACGAAUUUUAUGAGAUGAUGGCGCAAAUAAACACAGAUAUCACAAAGGAGGAGGUCCGCGUCUUACACAUGAAAAUUGACACAAACUGCGAUCGAACGGUGGAUCUCGGAGAACUUCUGCACUAUCUCCUGCAGAGAAAUGAGCAAGCAGAGACUCUGGACUACAAGAACAUACUUUUCCCAUAUGAUUUCACGUACACACAGACUGACUGUCUGAAACCAAUUGUGAAAAUGAUUUGCCGACCCUCCAAUCUGAAAACCACCCAGGAUUUCCGGGACUACUGCUUAGUGGAACCGAUCAGAUCUUACAAAAACUAUAAUUACAUCACGGUCACAACAAAUGGCACGCUGAAAUACUGGUCGAAUGACCUAAAGAUAUCAAAAUGUAUUCCCCUUCAAGAAAGAGAGACGACAACACCUGCAUAUCACCAUACCCCCAAAAUGCAUGUUUUCGAUGUGUUGUACAUCAGCGAUCUCAAAAUGCUCGCUGUCUCAACGUCUGACAGAGAGAUCUUAUUCUAUAAUUGUGAGCACUUUUCUGAUUUAACGAGAAUCAAAUUCUGCAUCUUGGAGGAAGAGUUUACAACCAUGGACUACUAUUGUAAUGGGAACAAGGGCAUUUUUGCGUGUGGCGACUCAAGAGGAUUUUUGUUUGUGUACGUCUCCUAUUACAUCCACGACAAUGGCCUUUUCAACAAGAAGAAGUUCCAAAGAAGCUCUUUUCGACACUACCCAACUGUGACCGUCUCGUCUCUGCUGUCUUCCACCUGUGAAAACUUUGACAGUCUUAGGAUUUUCAUGUUUGAUGACAUUUGCACUCAAGUGCAAUACAUUCCAUCUUUACAGUCUUUUACCGUGUGCGGUGCGACAUCCAAAUUCAUGGCCGUCGUGGAGUGCAUGUUUGACCAAGAGAGAAGCGAGCCUGCUGUCAACUCGCAGAUCUAUAGAAGCCCUGGGAACUACAGAUACUACAAGUCCGUUGCGUAUUCUCCUUGGUCCAGGUAUUUCUUGACCGGUGGAAUGUCUGGCGUUCUACGGGUGUGGUUUCCUCACAAAACCAAGUCAUAUGAACGUGAAUUAAUAGGACAUAAGGAAACUGUCACCCAUGUUGUGUACAAUUCCAUAGAGAAAAUGUUUGUCACCAUAUCAGCAGACAAACAGAUAUGUUUUUGGACUGAUGGAGACUGGAACCUCAAGCAGCGUAUUAUUCCCAGUGGCUUGAUACCAACAGCCCCAAUCACCAGUGUAUGCUACAACAUACACAACAAUGAGUUUUAUGUUGCUAACUCAGUUAUUGGAAAAUGUUUUGGAAGGGGAACCAAUGUUUUCCAUGAGACCUUGAAAUCCCACCAAAUGCCUUUGUGCAGUAUGCUCUAUCACGGGAUUUAUAAGCAAGUUAUCUCUGUUUGCCAGAAAGGCAUUGUGACGGUGUGGGAUAUCUUGACCGGAAAGGCUGUUAUGGAGUUUGACCUUACACCAAGCAAGCAGAAGAUUGCUGGAAACACAUUCAUGUCAUUCGAUGACGUCAACCGCAAACUGAUCACUAUUUCUUGUGACAGGUUAAUAAAACAUUGGAACUUUAACAGCGGAGAACAGCUGGAAACCCUAGAAGACACCUUGCCGAAUGACGUGACCUGCAUUGUCCUCAUGAACGAUGACAUGUACAUUUCCACAAAGGAUUCCGCAAAAAUCUUACAGCUGGAUUCCAAUGGGAAGAUAAGAAAUGAGUUUGAGCAUUUUCUGUUGAGCGAUAUUUCCUCGAUGGAUCACCAUGACGACAAAUUGAUUGCCGCAUCCAGCAAUGGCAAUGUUCUCACGUGGGAUUUGGAAACGUUCACUGCUUUGUACUAUAUCAACACAACAAACAACCCCAAAAUACAAAGUCUUGAACUGUACCUUCGCCAGUUAACGCUUUCAUAUGAUGUCUUGCUCGAGGCUACUCUGAAGCAAGGCGAAGAAAAAAGAGUUCUACUCGUAAAAUCUCUGAAGAACAGAGAGGUUAGUGCUACAACAGGCACACUGCUGACAAUAGGAGAUCUUUACAUUACGGCAUGGUCAACGACAAUAAACGGAGGACUGAUAAGUAGGUUCAAGGCAGUCAUACAAGAUGGUGCUAAGAUUACUUGCGUGUCACUUUCUGAAAGUGAAACAAUUUUACUGACAGGUGAUAGCUAUGGAGUAGUUUGUUUGUAUGAUAUUGAGGAUUUUGGUCUUCAAACAAAUGAUGAUCUGGAAUAUGAGACAAUCAGUGGCUGGAUAUACCCUUCUCAACCAACUCCACUGAUAGCCUCGUGGAAAGCCGGGACUUCUGAGUUGAUAAGUGUUGCAUGUGACCCUGCUUGCGAGAAAAUAAUUACAGCAGAGGUGGAUUACAACGUGAAACUCUGGUCAAGCACUGGUACCUUUGUUGGCAUCUUUGGAAAGGAUCGAUGGGUGAACAUGGUUCCAAAACAAGUUCCGGCGGUAGAAGACAUAGAGAUAACUGGUCCAGAGAGUUUGCCACAAGAAGAAGAAAAAGCUUCAGAUGGCAUGGAGUUUGACUACAUGAUCUACAAACAACCGUUUUUGUUAACUUUAAUACAUUAUCUUCAAGAGACAAAGUACAUGCAAUGUUUGACGAGGCCAUUGCCGGAAAAUUCUUCUCCUAUUGACAUUUCAGUUGAAGGUGCAAUUGCUCAGUUUGCUAAAGUUAGGAAGGAAUUGCUCUUCAUGAAAAAACUGAAGCAAAUGUACUAUGAAGAAUUCCGUGGCAAUAAAAUAAGAUAUCUGUCUGGACUUUUCAACGUGCCUAUAGAGCCGGAAACAUCCACAAAAUCUCCAAGUGAAGACGAGGAGAAAAAAGCUGAACAACCUACGGAUGAGGUCCAGGUGCAGCCUGAAGGUCUUGAAACCCAACAACCUCCACUUAUCUCAGACAUCACAGCAAGUGAUGAGGUUGAAGAAGCGGAAACAUCAGAAACAUCUGAAGGUGAUUAUCCAUUGGCUGGCUUUGACAAAACCCAUGAAAUCAUCAAAUUGUUAGAAAGCGAAGAAUUACCGAUAUUAUCAGGCGAAAAGGAAGAGGCGAAGUCAUCUUGGCCUAUGGAAUUAUUACAAGAGGCCCAGACUGAGCCGCCAACAGAUGAAACGGAAAGUCAGGGCCUUUUGGAAAAGCUGCCUAUGAAGAAAACAAACCUUGAUAAACUACUAGAUAAACUGCUAGCAUUGCCACCACAGAUCCAAGAAAGGCCUCGGUUGAGUCGGUCAGAAAGUGUAAGGAAGAGCAUAUUUGAAAAGCAGUUGAAAAGUGAUGAUAUUGAAACUCCAGGUGUCAUUUUGUCAUUAUCAGAGAGAUUAAAAAUACUUAAGUCAAUCCAGGAACAAUUUGACUUACUUGAACCUGAAGAGUCUGUAAUUGAGGAGGUUAAAACACCUGAAAUGCCCUCUCCACCAUUACCACAAAUAAAAAUGGUAAGGUUCACAGAUCCACUUGAGCAGCCAAAACUUGCCGAGUCCCUUAGACAUAAGGCUGGGCAAAAAAAAAGUGUUCUGAGAAAUGCGGACGAAGUAGAACAAAUGCCUGUACCUCCAGCAAAGACCCCAGAGGAGCUGCUGCCUUCAGUUGUUCCAUUCCACGAAAGCCGAUUUAUGCAGCUAGAUCGAGAGAAGCUUGACAAGCAUCCCAUCAGUGAUUCGAAAAUGUUUGGAGUUGGUCCAUCUCCGCAGACGUCAGUCACUAAAAUCGAUCUUAUGAGUAGAGCAGAAAGGAAGCGACAAAAAGAAUCAAUCACCGAAAGGAUUAAAGCCCUACAUGAUGGCCUACCCUUUAGACCUGUGACGACACAAGCCGAAAGUCAGAUUAAAGCAAUGAGAAAGACCUCUCGUACUCCUUCAUUAACGCCACCAUCCAAAAAGGCUUCUUUAAUCCCAACACAGCCACCCAAGCUGAGCUUGACUCCUGCAAGUCAAGCUCAGCCAUUCAGCAUCUCAAGACUAAUCAUGAGCAGAUAUAUGGAUGAGAAGGAAACGAUAGUCGAACCAUCAACUUUAAUGAAGGUGGAGCCCAUGAAGCCAACAACGGCCCCCGAAGGCCCUUCCAAGGUGGCAACCACGCAGAGAGGCAGAAGAGGCUCUGUGUCUGAGGUGGAAACAAAAGUUCAACCAAAAACGGCUGAGAGCGAAGAAAAGCCACAGCCUGCUCCUGUGUCCAAGCGUAAAAAAUCCAAGUGCUCAAGAGGACAUAUACACGAAGACGACGAGAUUUGUAUUGAAGAAUCGCCUUUAAAAAUGCUACAGCUCUCAGACAGCGACGACGAGUUGCAUCCUCCACAGAAACCUGCGGCCCAAGAACAGAAGAAAAGAAGACGGUCCACAAAAGUGUCUGUUCAGGAGAAGAGAAAAUCUGUUCAAGCACAGGCGUCACCAACAUCCAAACCUUUGGAAAAGCCAGAGCGCCCGCAGGUUAAACUGAAGCCGCCUACUCCCCCGACUCGAUCAGCCACGGCGUUUGAGGUGGCGAGAAUACGCAGGUGCAGAUUCGGACAUUUGUACGCAGUUGAAAAACGUCUUCCAGUUUUGCCGCCAAUAACGAGAAAGGCAUCCCGUUCAUCGACUCAACAACGGCCACGUUCAUCGUUGUCUUCUGAAAGAAAAGCUUUCCUGAUAGAUCAUUCACACAAAUGCAUCAGUGAAGCCAUGCACGCGAAGAGAACAAAUUUUCUUUUAUUACCACCAAUAUCAGAAAAGGCGGCGUCCCCUGCAGAUCAAAUGGAGGUGAGCGACAGGGACGAACUCCAACGGAGACCUGAGGUGUCGGAAGAUGUGGAGACCACCCCAGAUUCAGAACCACAAGCUCUGGAGAAAACCGAGGAGGUUCACAAACAAAUUAAACAUGUACACUUUGAACCAGAGUAGAGUCUUCUGAACAGAAAAAAAGAACAGAAUUGCAUUUGGUCGGCUUUAGGAAUUUACCAAUUCAAUACACUGUGUGUGUUGUCUUCUGGUCCAUCAUUUGGGGUUUUCUCCGGGCGCCCCGGUCUCCCCUCCACCCCAAAAAACCCUGUUUCCAUAUAAAGACUAACUUUGAAGUGUAAAGGAGUUUA
This is a messenger RNA of Poeciliopsis prolifica (blackstripe livebearer), 5327 nucleotides long. RefSeq lists its product as uncharacterized. The transcript has a single exon. NCBI's taxonomy places the organism in Eukaryota, Metazoa, Chordata, Actinopteri, Cyprinodontiformes, Poeciliidae. The record is from RefSeq and is a predicted model, not a curated record. Gene Ontology annotation, molecular function: calcium ion binding; protein binding. Bases 1 to 5139 code for a protein of 1712 amino acids.